Messenger RNA from Dicentrarchus labrax (European seabass), 2834 nucleotides. It is a transcript of the gene zbtb32, whose product is annotated as zinc finger and BTB domain containing 32. Gene Ontology annotation, molecular function: DNA-binding transcription factor activity, RNA polymerase II-specific; RNA polymerase II cis-regulatory region sequence-specific DNA binding; protein binding. Bases 153 to 1679 code for a protein of 508 amino acids. NCBI's taxonomy places the organism in Eukaryota, Metazoa, Chordata, Actinopteri, Moronidae. The transcript has 5 exons. Gene Ontology annotation, biological process: regulation of transcription by RNA polymerase II. The record is from RefSeq and is a predicted model, not a curated record.
AAAUCACCCUACCCCUCACCAAAACCUGUACCCAGACAGACAUGUCUCUUUACAAGUCACUUCACAGUCAUGAUGCGAGGUAGCUCAUCAUUCUCCAGGGAGAAUAUUCACUAAACACCGGACUUUUGAUUAUAUUUCUACAAACUUCAAAAAUGAUCCGAAUCAACAACACCCAAUACUUCCACUUCUUGCAGCAGGCGGAUGCCUUACGUCGCUCAGGGUCACUCUGUGAUGCCAUAAUCUCAGUAAAGAGUCAAACUUUCAGGGCCCAUCGGCUGGUACUGGCUUGUGCUAGCAGAAGAUUAGCAAAGCAGCUAGCUCUAGGAGACAUAGACAGCCCAGUCCACUGCACUCUGGAGUAUUUCUCACCCCGCACCUUCCAGCAAGUUCUGGACUUCACUUACACACAGACUCUUGAGGUGUCUGUGGAUGACCUGCACCUGCUACUGAGAGCUGCUCAGCUGUUGGAGAUGCAGCUGCUGGAGGACCAGUGCCAGAAGCAGCUGGACAAUCUCCACGACAGAGGCAGAGGGGAGAACAAACAAAGAGAAAUCACAAAUGUCAAAGAAGAAGAAGAAGAAAGUGUAGAGCAGACAGGUCGAAAGCGAGAAGGAAGUCCAGUUCAAGAGGAGAAACUCGGAAUGACUUCUCCCCCAGGGGAGGAGGCAAGCAACAGCAUUGUCACGGAAAACCUUUCACCCUCUGAUUCUGUCAAGAAUCACAACAAUCUGCCAUCCUCAAGAAAGAAGCCCAGACUGUCCCCUGUGUCAGCAACACCCUAUAACAGAGACAGUGUCAUUACAAGGCCCACCAGCAGCAGUUCCUCUUUCUCCUCUCCGUGGCCUUUCCAUACAAACAUGUGGAAUUCUGUGAACACCCUGAGGUUGAUAGCAAAAGACUAUUCAAACUUAGUUGCAGGUCACACCCUUACGCCUCCAAACCAGACCUCGGUAGCAUACCCGUUCUCCCUCACCACUCCCCACAUGUUUCCCAUACUUGGCCCCCAUUUUCAAAGCUCUGUAAUGGGCUGCUCAGCCUUACAUCCACGUUAUACACCAAACCUUUAUGCUGGAUCUACAGGUAUGGGGAACAUAAUCAAGCAAGGCCUGUUAAAAAGAAAAAAACCCAGCCCGAGAUCAUUUACUGGGAACGUUCAAACCAGUGAACUGAGUUACCAUGAUGUACCCAAAGCCAGCACAGAGAGGGUUAAAGACUGCCAACACUGCAGUACAAGCCUCCCUGGUGAUCCAGUGUUGCGGGAGUCAGCCUCCACACCAUUGGGUGGGACCUGUGCAGGGUGUCGGUUCUGUGGAAGAGGAGAUGUUGUGCAGCAUGAACCACAAUCCCAUCGACAAGAACACAGAGGGGAAAAACCCUACCAGUGCCAGCACUGUCCCAAGAAGUUUAGUCUGAAACAUCAACUGGAUACACACCACCGAGUUCACACAGGAGAGAAACCCUUCGAGUGUCGUCUCUGUGGCCAGCGUUCACGGGACUACUCAGCCAUGAUCAAGCACCUGCGGACUCAUGGCGGGGCAGCGCCAUACCAGUGCACGGUGUGCCUGGAAUUCUGCAGCAGCCUAGUCGCCAUGCAGAGACACGUCAAGAGUCACGCAGUGCAGGACUUCCCCCCUAACUGGACCAUCAACAACACCUACCUUUACACCUCACACAUCUGAGCCAGCACUCACAACAGAAGACACCUUUGUCUACACAAAGUUCUCAUAAUGUGUAGCUUUAGUUUGUGCCUAUCAUGUAUUAUCAUUACAUUCGAGUUUUUCUGUAAACCCAGAAGGUCCUUUAACAUCACUUACCAUUGUUUUGAAAUAAUAAGACAUGAGAGGCACAAAAUGGGACUAUAUGUUGCAAUAACCUCCAUACAAACUAGUCUAAAUUCACAUUCACAACUUUAGAACAGUACUCAUUUCCAAUGAGAAAAGGCAGUUAGUAAAGUAUUGGGUCAUGUACGUGCAUUAAAGCCACGUGAACAGCUCAUCCUCAUCGAAUGACGCAGGCCUCUUCCCUCUUACUUUCAUAAUUAUUGGACGGCUUGUGUAAACUUUGUAAGUUUGACCAAGGUUUAUAGCGCCCUCAUGAGGGUAACCACUGUAACAAUUUUAUUUUAUUUUAUUUUUUUGUAAUGUUGCUUACAAAUGCUUCACCAUGUCACAAUGUGACCAGUGGCUCAGUUAGUAUGUUUGCAGCUGGACAAAAAAAGUGCAAAAAAAGUGCUGGAACAUAUAAACACACAUGCACUGAUCCAGAUUUAGUUUGAAUCUGUCUAUGAUGCCUUAUGCCUUCAAUAAAUAUAUCUAUUAGAUCCUUAAAUCCUGGGGGGGGUCAUUGACACGAGAAUAACAGAGCAUUUGUAGACAGUCUGUCUAGCCAGUGACAAACAAUAGUCCAGCAUUUUCUUGUAUUUUACUCCUCCAUUAGUGGAUUUUCUGCAUUGUCAGUCACUGAUGGUUGCUGACCUAACUCACUGGUUGCAGUUCAUAAGGCAUGAAUACAGUGACUAAAAGUGUAUACCAGGUGUAUCUAGCAACUACCAUACCUCUCUAAAAACACCACACAAGUUAUAUGUGAAGUUAUUCCCAGAAACCCUCAUGUUUAUCUAUGUAUGUAUGUAUGUAUGCGUUAUGUAACCUCUCAGACCGAGCUGUCAAGUUCAGGUCUCCACUGAGAGCUAUUUGUUGAUUUGUACAGCAUUAUCUUAAUGAGUAUGGGUUGGAAAAUAGACAAAUGUUUAAAUGUAUACAUUUGUAUAGGCUUCAAUGGAUCAAUAUUCCUUGUUUUAUACUACUAAUCCAUCAAAUAAACAUGCUUACGCACAA